CGGCUAGCUGGCUGGGCGUUGGUGCUGUGGCUUUGCGCGGUCUGGAGGGCCCUGGAGGAGCUGCAGAGGAGCUGGGGAUACCCGGUCACAAAUAAAGAAGAGGCAAUGGGAGAUGCUCAGGGGCAUGAUUUCAAGCAGUUCUCAGUGAAGGAUAAGGCUGCCCUUGUGAGGAAGGGAAAGAAUACCGAGAGGACGAAGCUGGAAAAUUCAAAGAAGCAGAAAGUGAAGGAGCCAAACCAAGAGAAUCAGGGAAGAUGUGGGGAAGAACAGCAGAGCUUGAAAGAAGAAAGUAAAUUCUCUGUUUCGAGAGAAAAUCCAGGACAGGAUGAUCCUGUUAACAGAUCUGCACAGAUUCCCAAGCCAGUGAAGACUGAUAACCACAGGAAGCUGCCCAAGAAGAAAGGCCAGGUCGCGAGGCCACGUGGAGGUCCUGCAGACGAGCUGAAGAUGGCCCUCAGCGGACCUGACGGCGUCUCCGGCCAGCCCUCCAAGACCCAGGAGAAGAGAGGGAAGGAGACGGUGCUGCAGGCAGUGCCUGGCAGGAUGGCAGCCCCUGGAGGGGAUGGCCGUGAGCUCAAUGGCCAGGGUGAGAACCAUGAGAAGAGCAAAAGCAAGCAGGAAAAAGGUAAAGGAGAAAACCUUGAAGAGAGAGGGCUUCUGGAGAAACCUGUCGGGAUACACACAAAAGCCGCGAGGCCAGAGGAGGGCCGCGGGGACAGUAGGAGCACACAGGAGGACCUCAGCUGCAGGGAGCAGGAGCCGAAGGAGAGGGGACCCGGGGAGGAACGUGCUAGAAAGGAGGGGCAGUGUCACCAUGAGAAAGGAACGCAGGAUGGCAGAGAAGCCGUUCCAGGGGACGGCUCUGAGCAAGUCCCCGUGAGAAAGACGAAGCCCAGAGAUGCCAGGAAGUGUGAAGAGCUGCUGGAAAGGAAGCAGCUUCAAGACGAUGACAAGGAAGGAACAGAUGUGUGGGCCGUGAAAAUGAAGACAGACCAUGACGAAAGAUUAGCAGGUGGCACGAGGGUGAGCAAGGGGACCCGGAAUGACCAGGCGUCUGGACCGGGCAGCGUGGUUUCCAGAAGAGGAAAGAAAAGGAGGGUACUCAGAGCUGCAGAGGAAGGAGCUGGAAAAUCAAAGGAACGAAAAUUAGAAGGUCAGGACCAGAAGGACAAGCGGAGCAGAGAGAGAGAGGCGCAGCGCAGGAGUGAGCUCAGCGAGGGGGCCGCGGAGUGGCAGGUGCAGGGCCAGGCGCCGGCGGGGACCCAGCACACAUCCAGGGAAGAGAGCCAUCAGCGUGGCGUGAAGCGGGCCAGAGGCAGAGAGGACGUGGAGAAGGAGGAGGAGCCAGUCGGAGCUGGGGUGUCCAGUGGGAACGAGAAGAAAGUCGACCAGGAGGGAGAGAGGGGGCAGCAGAAGACAGACGGCAGCCGGUGGAGAUGGUGGGAGGAGGAGAAGAGCCAAGACGUGAAGUGGACCCAGCUGGAGCACAAGGGCCCCUAUUUCGCUCCCCCGUACGAGCCUCUUCCCGAUGGGGUGCAUUUCUUCUAUGACGGAAAGCCCAUGAAGUUGAGCUUGGCAGCUGAAGAGGUUGCCACUUUUUAUGGGAAAAUGUUGGAUCAUGAAUAUACAACAAAGGAAGUUUUCCAAAAUAACUUCUUCAGCGAUUGGCGAAAGGAAAUGACAGUAGAAGAGAGAGAGGUCAUCAAGCAUCUGGACAAGUGUGACUUCACGGAGAUCCACAGAUACUUUGUGGACAAAGCUGCAGCCCGCAAGGCCCUGCCCUGGCAGGAGAGACAGAAGCUAAAAGAAGAGGCAGAAAAACUUCAGCAAGAGUUUGGCUACUGUAUUUUAGAUGGGCACCGAGAAAAAAUAGGCAAUUUCAAGACCGAGCCGCCCGGGCUGUUCCGUGGCCGCGGCGACCACCCCAAGAUGGGGAUGUUGAAGAGGAGGGUCAUGCCUGAGGAUGUGGUCAUCAAUUGCAGCAGGGACUCAAAGAUCCCCGAGCCCCCAGCAGGCCACCAGUGGAGAGAGGUGCGCUCGGACAACACCGUCACGUGGCUUGCAGCGUGGACGGAGAACGUCCAGAACUCCAUCAAAUACAUCAUGCUGAACCCGAGCUCAAAGCUGAAGGGGGAGAAAGAUUGGCAAAAGUAUGAAACAGCUCGACGCUUGAAAGGUGUUGUCGAAGAGAUCCGCUCUCAGUAUCGGGCUGACUGGAAAUCGCAGGAAAUGAAGAGGCGGCAGCAGGCGGUGGCCCUUUACUUCAUUGACAAGCUGGCGCUGAGAGCUGGGAACGAGAAGGAGGGUGGCGAGACGGCGGACACAGUGGGCUGCUGCUCACUGCGUGUGGAGCACGUCCGGCUGCACCCGGAGGCCGGCGGCUGCAAGCACGUCGUGGAGCUGGAUUUCCUGGGCAAGGACUCCAUUCGCUACUACAACAGGGUGCCCGUGGAGAAGCCUGUGUACAAGAAUUUACAGCUGUUCAUGGAGAACAAGGACCCUGGGGACGACCUUUUUGACAGACUGACCACAGCCACCCUCAACAAGCACCUGCAGGACCUCAUGUGCGGGCUGACGGCCAAGGUGUUCCGGACCUACAACGCCUCCAUCACUCUGCAGGAGCAGCUGCGGGAGCUGACCAGCGCUGAAGACAGCACGGCUGCGAAGAUCUUGUCCUACAGUCGGGCCAACCGGGCCGUGGCCAUUCUCUGCAACCAUCAGCGAGCAACUCCCAAGACCUUUGAGAAGUCGAUGAAGAAUCUGCAGGCGAAGAUCGAGAUGAAGAAGGAGCAGGUGGCCGAGGCCAAGGUGGAGCUGAAGAAGGCGACGGCUGACUUCAAAACCAAGGGGGACGGCACGUCCAGAAGUUUCCUGGAGAAGAAGCAGCGGCUGCUGGAGAAGCUGGAGGAGCAGCUGGUGAGGCUGCACACACAGGCCACAGAGAAGGAGGAGAACAAGCAGGUGGCCCUGGGCACGUCCAAGCUCAACUACCUGGACCCCAGGAUCAGCAUCGCCUGGUGUAAGAGGUUCAGGGUGCCCGUGGAGAAGAUCUACAACAAAACCCAGAGGGAGAAGUUCGCCUGGGCCCUCGCCAUGGCAGACGAAGACUUUGAAUUCUAAAUGGUUAUGUCUGCUGUUUAUCCGUUAAAACUUCUUUUGUGUUUUUUCACUAUUAAAGCAAUAUUGGAGAAUUUUGUACAAUGAAA
Messenger RNA from Galeopterus variegatus (Sunda flying lemur), 3206 nucleotides. It is a transcript of the gene TOP1MT, whose product is annotated as topoisomerase (DNA) I, mitochondrial. Gene Ontology annotation, molecular function: DNA topoisomerase type I (single strand cut, ATP-independent) activity; DNA binding. Gene Ontology annotation, biological process: DNA replication; DNA topological change. The coding region runs from base 106 to 3120 and encodes 1004 amino acids. Gene Ontology annotation, cellular component: chromosome; mitochondrial nucleoid. Lineage: Eukaryota; Metazoa; Chordata; Mammalia; Dermoptera; Cynocephalidae. The record is from RefSeq and is a predicted model, not a curated record. The transcript is spliced from 19 exons.